AUGAAUCGAAACGUAUCUUGUGUGCUUUGCGGCGCUCCAAUCACUGAGCCUGAGGCCGAGGAUGCAUCACACAGGUGGAUGAGCUCUUUUCGCGCACUGUACACGGUCUGGGAAAAUUGGUCCCAACCGCGAAUGUCGGGUGUCGGGCGAUGCAGCUGGCGUAAUGUGAUUCCGCUAGAUGAAGCCGUGGCAAGACAAGCUCCAUCGGCCAUCGUCGACCAAGUGUGGAUGAAGGUGAACCUCUUGAUGCACCAUUUCGACCCGGCGCUUCAUGUUGAGUGGAACCCACAGACCGUUUGGGGGUUUCCGCUCCAUGAUUGUUGCUGGCAUCUGCUCCGUUUAAACGACCCUGAGGUCCCGGAGUAUGUAGUAGUCCGGAGUCUCUUUGACCUUUGCAGGUCUCAACCGAUUCAGCAGCAUAAAAAAAUGGACUGGGGUCAUGAUUAUGCAGGCUUGCUGCCGUAUGAACUGGCACCAACAGCCGUUUGUCCAGGCGAAUCCGCCAUUCUGAGGGGAAGGUCCUUGAUUGGUGGGACCUACUUGCCUGACCCUAUCAACAUACGAGAGCUCCAGCCGAUUCUCGAUCAGGAGGGUUUGGAGUUGACCUCCGAGCACCGUGGCCAGUUGGUAUCUUCCAAGAUCAGCCAAGAUCCUUUCGCGAUAUUCCCGCAUGAGAUCCUCGAUGAAAUCUUGACCGACCUCGAUUCGGCGGAUGUUGUCUCUUUAUUGAUCGCCUCCAGAAUGUUCGCUAGUUCAGGGCUGCCGGGAAAAUUCUGGCACUCACGUUUCUGGCCCGGCAAGGAGUUCUCUCACAUUUUUGAACUUUGCGGACAACGAUCGUCCGCACCCAGAAACUGGCGCCGGACAUAUGAGCGAGUCAAAGCAAUCAACGAUAAUUCGGCUUUAGAGAACCGAAGACGCAUCUGGAGCCUGGCUUCUAAGCUAAAUACGCUGAUACGCGCUCGGGCACAGCUGAAAGAUUGUCAAGGUAUCCCCAUCGCGCCAAGCGAGGGAUGUGAGAGUAGAGAACCAUACCACUGGAACCAGCACAUGGGAAGUGUGUCCUCUUUCUACAACUACUUUACUCGAGGCUCAAGGGCGCUCUAUUAUAGAAAGUCCCUUCUAGAAGGAUGGAUCAAGAAGAUCACUAUUUCAGUCAACCAUCUCAAUGGAAGGACUUAUAUCUGUGGACUCUCCUUUGUUCACCAGCAAGGGAAUACGAGCAUCGGCUACCACCCCGUUGGCCGAAGCGGUCAACAGAUCGAUUUCUGCAACUCAUCGCCCUGCCGAUACUCUAUCUCAAGUUUUGAGAUUGCUCGGGACCCGCGAGGAAUUCGAGGGAUAAGAAUACUGUCAAAUGAAGAUGGCUGGUCAGGAUGGAUCGGGGACCAUGUCGAUCUGCCCAAAAAAAUAAUCUCGUGCGAACGGUCGUAUGAAGGGUCCGUUGAGCCAACAAUUACUAUUAUUGCAGGGUUUGACGCAAGCAAUGAAUAUGGUCGUGUUGAGGACAGAUGGAGCAGGAACCGCACGAUUACGUUAUGGUAUCCAGAGAUUCCGGAUCCUUGCCUCCAUCUUAUAGGAGCUGAGCAUGAGAGGCUUAUGGAGUACAGGGGAGCCCUUCCACACUCUGUAUGCAUGUUCGGGGGGCCAGAUGGAGCAUGGCUUCCUCAUCUCACGGAAGUAAUUGUAUGGGGCAUCGAUCGGUCUUCUCUUGGUGAAACGGGCAACAACACUCUGGUAUUCGGAAUCGAAUUCAAAUAUAACAAGGGAGUCGAUGAUGGCCGAGAUUCAGUAAUACUUGGGUAUACCUAUGCGGCACACAUGGCCACACCUUAUUCAAGUGCACAUCGUAUCUUGAUCGACUCGGCAGGUGGUGAGCGCAUCACUGGGGUUGACGUCAUGUACCAAGACCCAGAUCAAAUGGCUGGUUUCAUUGUUUACACAUCUUCAGGCCGAAGAAGGGAAUUUCCACCUCAUUGUAAGCAUUACAUGCAAGUGGAUGCUGAAGAGGACGGGUGCGAUUCCUUUUCCGAGGAGCUUCGACCACCAUCGGAGACUUGUAUAGUAGGAUUGUAUUCCACUCUCGAACACAACGAGAUCGGGGUAACAGGCAGUUAUGACAAGACACUAAUGGACUUGGGAUUGAUUUGUGCAAAGAAAGUAUGA
This is a messenger RNA of Clonostachys byssicola, 2166 nucleotides long. The record is from the annotation of a GenBank genome assembly. Lineage: Eukaryota; Fungi; Ascomycota; Sordariomycetes; Hypocreales; Bionectriaceae.